Molecule: messenger RNA, 1962 nt
Organism: Petromyzon marinus (sea lamprey)
Lineage: Eukaryota; Metazoa; Chordata; Hyperoartia; Petromyzontiformes; Petromyzontidae
Gene: NHEJ1
Product: non-homologous end joining factor 1
Biological process (GO): double-strand break repair via nonhomologous end joining
Cellular component (GO): DNA ligase IV complex; nucleus
Molecular function (GO): DNA end binding
Source: RefSeq, a predicted model, not a curated record
CUGUGUCUUGCAUUGUUUCAUUCAUUCUUACCUGAUGAUGGUUUGCUUGUGUUGCAACCGAAACGUCGUAUUCUAUUAUUAUUGUAUUAGAUUUUCUACGUGACUUUACCGAAAGAACCAAAGAGUAACGUUAAUGACGUCAUUUUACAUUUAAAGUGUAUGUAUUUUUUCGAUUUUUCCAGAAUCCACGAAGCGUUUGAACAAUGCGUGGGUUUCAGUGCGUCACACGCGUGUAUAGUCCGUUUCUGUCAAUCCACAGCUCGAUGAGAGUCCCCCCUCCCCACUUCCCCCACGCUUUGCCUGCUGUGGAGGUAGUUUGACCAUACUUCACCACGCGGGUCAGUGCGGGGUUGGUGAAGGUAGGCGAGUGUGUUUUGGGGGCAGUCGAGAUCAACAACACUGGAGAGAUUUUUUUUCUGCACCGCCUCCUACUGCUACCCGCAGCGGAACCCGUCCGUCGCACAUGGUAGGGGGCCAUCCAUCUAGUAGCCAACCGCGCUGAUCAAGGAGGCGCGGGGGCGGGUGAGGACAACGAACUAUGGACAACGACCACGAGGGGAGGCAUGGAGCCGGCCUGGCGGAUCAGCUGUGGACCUCGGUGGUGCUGGAGGACAGGCCGUGCCUGAUGAAGGCCUCGUUCUCGUCCCGCGGAUACAGCCUGCUGCUGUCCGACAUGGAGCACUUCUGGAGCGAAGAGAUGAACGCGGAGGACGUUGGGAAGCGACUCGGGGAGCUCAACCGGCGGCUCGGAGCGCCGGUGGAGCGUGUGUGCGAGCACCUGCGCGAGGCCGUGGGCUCGCUGCCGAGGCCCGGCGCCGCCGCCGCCGCCGAUCGUGAGGAUGGCGCCGCCGCUACCGCCGUUGCCGCCGCAGCUGCCUUCUCGUGGACGCGACGCGAGCCCGCCGAGCCGGAACAGAAGGCGGGAGGUACGGUGGCGGUGGUCGCCCUGCAGAGCCGGAUGAGCGGCGUGCCACUUCGCUGGGAGUUCCGACUGAGUCCUGCGGAGCACCCGGCGGUGUGGGACGAACUGGUGGCGCCGGCGCUGGGCAUGCUGCGCGUGCUGAGCCGCGAGAGCGCCGAGCUGCGCGCUUGCAUCCGGCGCAAGGACGUCGAGAUCGCAGACUACCGGGACAGCGGAGCCAGGGUCAGCCGCAAGCACCUGGAAACGAAACCCUUCGACGACGGCGCUUUCACGACGGAGUUUUACUUGAAGAACCUGGCAUCGUGCGUCGACCUGAGCGCUGAGGUCGUGUUCGACGGUGACCUCCGGCGGCUGUACGGCGAGGUGGCGUCUGCACGUCGCACGGCCCGCAAGAGAAAACCCUCCACCACCCCCGAGGAGGGGUCCGCCACGGGCGGCCACGGCGCGGACGGCGUGGCCGUCGAGGAGCCGGGGGACGCGGCCGAGAGACGCGCAGCGGCCCUGCUGCAGGCCGUGGCGCCGCACGCCCAGAAGGAGCGAUGCCGCGCGCCGCGCAAGGCCACGCCGAAAAAGAAAGCCAAGGGGCUCUUGAGAUGAGUUUGCCAAUUAACGACGACGGGGUUUGUUUUUAACGGCACGUGAAGCACGUGGAGGGAUGGGGGCGGCGGGGGCGGUGGGGUGGGUGGAUGCAUGGCGGUGGAACAUAAAGUUUUAAUCGCUUGCUACUUUUAUCUUCUUAAAUUACCCGGGAGGUGGGGGGGGUAUUUAUAUACGGAUGUUUUUUUUUAUAUCCGCCGGUGAAUCUGUACGAAUUUUUAUCCGCGGCCGGAUUUUUCCGUGGGAUUCGCGAACGAUGCCCCCCCCGCUGCCCCCACCGUGCGUGGAGCAGCGAUCGCGCUGCCCCCGCUGCCCCUGCCGUGCGUCGAGAAGCGAUCGUGCGAGGGUGCCCACGACGCAGAUCGUUUCCCUCUCGUUUAAACGCACGCCACGGUUUGAAUCAAGGUUUCACAUUUUAAAUAAAGGUUCACAUUUUAACAGCG